AGCCUGGGACCGAACCCGGGUCUGUAGUGACACCUCAAGUACUGCGACGCAGAGCCCUAGACCGCUGCGCCACUCAGGAGGCCCUAUUUACAGUAUAUUGUAAUCGUUUAAAUUAUUGUGAUAUCAUAUGACUGUGAUAUCAUUUCAUCCAGCCCAACAUAUUGUUUUCAAAGUAAUUAAUUAAAAGCUACCCAAUCUUCGUAAGGCAUGCUCACCUCAUGCUGGGUUGGCACCGGGGGAUAUGAAAGAAGAACUGUAACGUUUGAUCAACUCUACAGGAGGUCCAAUUUGCUGCAGGUCGCGUCAUGCUGGACAGCAGAAUUCGUUCAUAUGUUAGCAAAUAUCAAAAUCACUUACAUGCCGCUCAGAGCAUGCCAUAGCUACCACGCUAACCACUUUGGGCCCUGACGUUGAAAAAAUGUACCUGUCCGUUGGAGAAAGAGACCAGUAGAGCCUACUAAGGGUUCAUUCCCAACCCAUCACUUGAUUCCACAUCAGUGGUUCCUAAACUUUUGUUUGCAUCAACAAAAAAUUGCCACAAGCCUAAAAAUCUUUCUUGAUACCCACCAAUCCCGACAAAUUCUCACCUAGCCUUCAGGUGCAACAAUGCCGAAGAAGCAGACUUUCUCACCCUGCACUCUUUAAACUUCUGGCUACAGUGUCCUGUCAAGACAGGCACAGAUCAUAGAUUUGUAAAUGAAGAGAAAGAUUUAACAGAAUAGACUGGAUGAGUGGACAGAUGUAGAAUCUUAAUUUGAGCCAGUUUGCUGUAACACGAAAAUAAUCCUGCAGCAACAGGAAAUGUGAAUUAUUAUGUGGAUUAUAAUGAUUGGAGAUUUUCUCCUAAAAUAGGGUGAUCUAAUUUAAAAUCCUACAUCUGUAGCAAGCUAUACUAUCUACAGUAUGUUGUAUGCAUCUGUGUGACCAGUGUUCCUGUUGUUCAGUGGAUAAGGCGAGGCAGUGAUAUCCCCCCAGAUAACCUGGAGGAGAGACUAAUCUAGUGGCUCCAGUAAUGCACUAGAGGUCAGGGGUCAUCUGCUCUGCCCUUAUUGCCAUAAAUCAGCCUGGCAGUAGUUCACUGAAAGGUCAAGCCUAAUAAGCUCACCCAUGACUCGACCAAUGGCUGCUACUCUGAAGAGUAUUAUGUGCUCCAGUGGUGAUGUCAUCUAAACUCUUCCGGUCCUCCACUGAUGAUUUCUGUUUCUAAACCUAUUGGGUCAUUUUGGUCUGGUGUUUGGUUUAUAUUUUGCCUUGUCUUUCCUGGUUUUGGUUUUGUGGAGGAUUGUAUUGGCUGGUUAGGGUUUGAAUUUGCUGUAUUUUUCAGCAGGUGGUUUUGUUUGGAUACUGGCUGGUUAUGGAAUAUAAUUCUACAGUGUCUUCUGGAAAACUGAACUGUAUCCUUUUGGCUUUCUGAGGAAUUUAUUCUUGGUUAAAGAUCCUGGCAGAGAGUAAAGUGGUCAAGCCCUCUGUUUCAAUGGAGUUUGAGAAUCUGCCUGUUAAAUGUAGUGUAACUUAAAGCAGGAUGAGGCCUAACCGGUAGUCGAUCACCACUUCCACGUUCAAACCUACUACUGGUUACGUUACAGCAGGAGAUCCUCAUUAAAUAUAACACCCUGCCUGAAUGAUGUGGGGGGCGGAGAACUGAGAAGAAGGGAAGGAGUGAGACAGAAUUAGGGAAAUAAGAACAUCUCAUCAGAUGCCGCACACACACGUCAUGUUUCCAUUAUUCCCGACCCGCUUAAUCCCAGAAUGUUAAAAAACAAAACAAAUGUAGGUCAUGUCUGCUCUCUCUCUGGGGAGUGGGCCAAAUGUCUUUAGCAGAUUAAGACAAGAUGAAGCAGAUGAUGAUGAUGAUCCAGAACGGACAGGGCCUUUUGUCAAAAUGAAUGUUGCUGCUUUAGUGGUGUUGUGUUUUAUAAUCUGUUGUUUGACAGGAUCAGGCUGCCAACCCUGAUUGAGCAAGUCUAAAGCCAUGUCUGUUGGUUGGUCGGUCAGGCUGUCUGUCUGUCUGGUGUCAAACCUCAGGCCCUUCCUGUCACUCUCUUUCCAUCUCAGUAGGAUCUGUGGUUCUGACUGUCUUAAUCACACACAUCUCUCUUUCUCUCUCUCUCUCUCUUGGUUACCCUUUAAAUUUAAAAUAAAUCAAUAUCCUAAUGGAUAAGGAAGUAUUGUCUCAUUUCUGGGCCCCGUCUUCCCCUCUGUCCUAGGCUCUCCGUUCUUCUUCUCAUCCCUCUCCAUCUAACUCUAUCUAGUGCAGAGCUAGUGUAAUGUGGACCGUCAGAGUGUGGAUCUGUGGUUCUAUUGAUCCAAUUAGUUCGUCAUUGCCCCCGACUCUUCUCUCCAGCGUGGCUCGCUGCUGCUCACUCUGCACGACCUCUCUCUCUCUCUCUCUCUCUCCCUCCUAACCCUGCUGCUCAGCUUGCACUGGAGGAACCUCAUAUAACAUCUCCAAAGUGUAGUUGAAGGAGGAAAUGAAAUAUUGACUGGAGUAGUCUCAUUAAAAUGAAUAGAGUAUGGUUUUACCCCACACUAGUGGCUGCCUCUGGGCAUCCUGGGACAUAUCAAUGAUUAAACACAGAAAAGUAUCUGAUAUCCCAGGCCGGUGGAGACAAGGGCUUCAUAUGCAGGGGGAGUCUGUCUGUACUGUGUGUGUGCGUGUGUGUGCGCGUGGGGUCAGAGUGCAACAUUUGAUAAACAAACAGAACCCUUGUUCAUAUCACACUUACUGUAUAAGUGCAACCUUGCACUUUUAAAACACCGUUUUUUCUUCUCAGUUCCCACCUUUCUCAAAGUUACACCAGUGAAGUAAAUCUGUGGGACUGUUGUACUGUACAGUGUAGUCCCCUUCUGUUGCACAGGGUCCCACGCUUUCUCUGGGAAGCAUUCAACCGUAUGAAUUGAUCGCAUGUGCCGUUAAAUAUAUGCAGAAAGCGAGGGGAAGAGAAAGAGAGAGAUAGGGGGACAGAGAGUGCGAGAGAGAACAGAGAGAGUGAAUACUCAGUGUAACACAGUAUUACCAUGAUUCAUUGUCCUCAUGAGGUACUUUCUCCAGCCUCACAUUCUUCCCCAAUCAUCCAUCGCGUCACCAGACCCCUGUGCCUCGCACAACAUGGAUUGAGUGGAUGUGCUCUGUACAUGAAUAGGAUAUAGGAUAGCAAUUGGAUAUGUUCAUGGCCCAUCAUGGCCUUUAUUCCCAUGGUAGUUUUCGUUAUAUUAUUGUGUCUGUCUGCGUUGAAUUAUAAAACGAUGCCAUUGUGUUAUUGUGCGGCGUACAUUAUGAAAAAUAUGUGGACAUGCAAACUAAAAUACCCAUGAAUUGCACUCUCUCAUAAACACAAAUGACGAGAUAAGAGAGGCGACGCAUCCACUAAGAUAACGAAUGAAUGAAAGGAUGUCAGAGAGAAUAGCCUUGCAAAUGCAUUAUUGGCUAAUACAGAAAUUGAAAGCGUGGUUUGUUAAAGAUCAGUGUACUGUGUGUGUUACACUUUACCUGUGUAUGCAGGAUGGGUUUGAUAUGGUACUGGUUUUGUUCACAGUGUCCUGGCCUCAAUGGAGCCUGUCUCUGAGGACUUCUCUCUUCUCUUCUCAUGCCUGUUCAGUGCAGUGGCAAAGUCAAUAGGGGCUUUUUAUCCAGUCAAUAUAGACUGGUGACAGGGCAGGGUUGCUGCACACACUGCAUGAGCUACUAUCUGGGUGAGUUUUACAGAGCCUAAUGGGACAACGCGGUCCGGGCUGGGGAGGAGGAGGAAGAGAAGAAAGAGUAGAGGGAUUUAUAUUCAGAAGAGUUAUUUCAGGGUGUCAUAUGAUGUUGUGGAUUUGAAACAUCUCCUCCCUGUAUUAGCAUGGACUGUGUGGACAUGGUGGACAGUACAAAGGGAAACACCAACACGGUAAUGGUGAUCUGAGGUGUAAUUUAGGAAAGCAUCUCUCCGGCGGGAAUAACUGCCAUGACUCAUUGCCCUUUCAGUUUAUCUAGAUUAUCCCAGGGAGACUGAGGGACUACCAUAGUCAGUCCAGCAUCGUAAUAGGAGGAACUGGACUAUAUGUACAGUGCCAUGAAAUGUCCCAGAGAAAAUCAGGUCAAGUCCUUUGUUUUGCCUGGGAGGGUAUGGAGGUGUCUGAUGAUCCAAAAGGACCUCCACCACCACAGCUCAGCUGCAACGCCAGCGCCAUCCCUAGCACCACUGCCCGCCCCAGCCUCAGUCCCAGCACCACUGCCAUACCCAGCCUCAAUCCAAUCCCCAGCACCAGCCUCAACACCACUGCCCGCCGCAGCCUCAGUCACAACACCACUGCCCGCUGCAGCCUCAGUCCCAGCACCACUGCCAGCCUCAGUCUCAGCACCACUGCCAGCCUCAGUCACAACACCAUUGCCAGCCUCAGUCACAACACCAUUGCCAGCCUCAGUCACAACACCACUGCCAGCCUCAGUCACAACACCACUGCCCGCUGCAGCCUCAGUCCCAGCACCACUGCCAGCCUCAGACCCAGCACCACUGCCAGCCUCAGUCCCAGCACCACUGCCAGCCUCAGUCCCAACACCACUGCUAGCCUCAGUCCCAGCACCACUGCCCGCCUCAGACCCAGCACCACUGCCAGCCUCAGUCCCAGCACCACUGCCAGCCUCAGUCCCAGCACCACUGCCAGCCUUUGUCCCAACACCACUGCCAGCCUCAGCCUCAGCACCACUGCCCGCCUCAGUCCCAGCACCACUGCCAGCCUCAGUCCCAACACCACUGCCAGCCUUAGCCUCAGCACCACUGCCCGCCUCAGUCCCAGCACCACUGCCAGCCUUUGUCCCAGCACCACUGCCAGCCUCAGUCCCAGCACCACUGCCAGCCUUUGUCCCAGCACCACUGCCAGCCUCAGUCCCAGCACCACUGCCCGCCCCAGCCUCAGUCCCAGCAGAGAAAGAGAGAGAUAGGGGGACAGAGAGUGCGAGAGAGAACAGAGAGAGUGAAUACUCAGUGUAACACAGUAUUACCAUGAUUCAUUGUCCUCAUGAGGUACUUUCUCCAGCCUCACAUUCUUCCCCAAUCAUCCAUCGCGU
Messenger RNA from Salmo salar (Atlantic salmon), 5050 nucleotides. Lineage: Eukaryota; Metazoa; Chordata; Actinopteri; Salmoniformes; Salmonidae. The record is from RefSeq and is a predicted model, not a curated record.